This is a messenger RNA of Anas platyrhynchos (mallard), 6545 nucleotides long. RefSeq names its product transcription factor RFX3. NCBI's taxonomy places the organism in Eukaryota, Metazoa, Chordata, Aves, Anseriformes, Anatidae. Gene Ontology annotation, molecular function: DNA-binding transcription factor activity, RNA polymerase II-specific; RNA polymerase II cis-regulatory region sequence-specific DNA binding. Gene Ontology annotation, cellular component: nucleus. Gene Ontology annotation, biological process: regulation of transcription by RNA polymerase II. The record is from RefSeq and is a predicted model, not a curated record.
UUGGCGGUUGCUAUCCUUUUGAACAAUCAGCCACUGCCACCAGCCAUCAUCUUCCUUCCCUAGCCUCUCCAAUGUAGUGUGACUUAUAUCCAGGGAUUGUCCAUUGUCAUAGUACUGCUAUUUCAUUUGUUGGGAAUAGAAAGUGCCAUCUUAUGCCUUUAGGGAGGCGGAGGAAUUAGUACGUCCCUGCCAACCUUAUUUUCCUUCCCCGUUAAGGGAACCGCACCACCUCCCCUCCGGUCCUAGAAGCUGUCCGUCAUAAGAAAGGCUCUGCCUCUUCCGGGUAGCUUAGGUUGGGUUACUGCUUCCUCCUCUCUCGCUUGCUCUCUCUCUCUUUUGUGAGUUAUAGCAACUGUUGCCUUGUGAAUCAAGCGCCAUAGUCACUGUAGCCUUGGUGACUCGUACUCAUCAACAACAGCUGCUCUUUUCCAUUUCCUUCCUAAUCGUCACCUACAAGAACAGCCGCUACCAGCAAGAACAACAUUCCGCAGUUCAGAGACCACGAUGCAGACAUCAGAGACUGGGUCAGACACAGGUUCGACUGUGACUUUACAGACAUCUGUGGCUGGCCAGGCAGCAGUACCAACACAGGUAGUACAGCAGGUACCAGUUCAGCAACAGAUACAGCAAGUACAGACUGUGCAACCAGUACAGCAUGUCUACCCACCCCAGAUUCAGUACGUGGAGGGAAGUGACACAGUCUACACAAAUGGAGCUAUUCGAACAACUUAUCCUUACACGGAAACCCAAAUGUAUAGUCAAAACACUGGGGGAAAUUACUUUGAUACUCAAGGAAGUUCUGCACAGGGAACGACAGUGGUCUCUUCUCAUAGUAUGGUGGGCACUGGCGGGAUUCAGAUGGGCAUUGAAGGAGGACAGCUCAUUAGCAGCUCAGGAGGGACCUAUCUCAUUGGAAGUUCAAUGGAAAAUUCUGGUCAUUCAGUGACUCAUACAAUGCGGACAUCCCCAGCUACAAUUGAAAUGGCGAUUGAGACACUGCAGAAGUCUGAUGGUCUUUCUACUCACAGAAGUUCUCUUCUUAACAGCCAUCUCCAAUGGCUUUUAGACAACUAUGAAACUGCAGAAGGAGUGAGCCUCCCCAGAAGUACCCUUUACAAUCAUUACUUACGUCAUUGUCAGGAGCACAAGUUAGAUCCAGUCAAUGCUGCUUCCUUUGGGAAACUCAUACGGUCAAUCUUCAUGGGAUUACGGACCAGAAGACUGGGAACCAGGGGAAAUUCCAAAUAUCAUUAUUAUGGGAUCCGUGUCAAACCAGAUUCUCCCCUUAAUCGGUUACAAGAGGAUAUGCAAUAUAUGGCUAUGAGACAACAACCCAUGCAGCAGAAACAUAGGUACAAGCCUGUGCAAAAAGUGGAUGGAGUUGCAGAUGGUUUCACAGGAAGUGGUCAACAAACAGGCACAUCUGCUGAACAAACUAUAAUUGCCCAAAGUCAACAUCAUCGACAGUUUUUAGAUACAUCUCGAGUACUUCCAGAGUUUGGAGAAGUUGAAAUAUCUUCUCUACCAGAUGGUGCUGCUCUUGAAGACAUAAAAUCAUUGCAAAGUCUUUAUCGAGAGCACUGUGAGGCAAUAGUGGAUGUUGUUGUGAAUCUUCAGUUUAGCCUGAUAGAAAAAUUGUGGCAAACUUUCUGGCGCUAUUCUCCUUCUGCUCCAGCUGAUGGCACUGGUAUUAUUGAAGCAAGCAAUCUGACUGAAAUAGAAAGUCGACUUCCAAAAGGAAAACUGAUUACUCUGUGCAAAAAUGAGUCUAUUCUGAAAUGGAUUUGUAAUUGUGACCAUGUGAUGUACCAGGCUUUGGUGGAGAUUCUCAUUCCUGAUGUCCUUAGACCUAUUCCUAGUGCCUUGACUCAAGCCAUUCGCAAUUUUGCAAAAAGCAUUGAAGGUUGGCUUUCCAGUGCCAUGAACGAUAUUCCACAGAGAAUGAUAGAAACCAAGGUUGCCACUGUAAGUGCCUUUGCCCAGACUCUGCGAAGAUACACAUCUCUUAAUCACCUGGCUCAGGCAGCUCGGGCUGUGCUUCAGAACACUUCUCAGAUCAACCAGAUGCUCAGUGAUCUCAACCGUGUUGAUUUUGCCAAUGUCCAGGAGCAGGCUUCCUGGGUGUGUCAGUGUGAUGACAUUAUAGUUCAAAGACUAGAAACAGAUUUCAAGAUGAUUCUACAGCAGCAGAGCACUCUGGAGCAGUGGGCUGCCUGGCUUGAUAAUGUAAUGAUGCAAGCAUUGAAACCAUAUGAAGGAAGACCCAGCUUUCCUAAAGCAGCACGACAAUUUAUUUUAAAAUGGUCUUUCUACAGCUCAAUGGUGAUUCGAGAUUUAACCUUACGCAGUGCUGCUAGCUUUGGCUCUUUUCAUCUGAUCCGCUUGCUUUAUGAUGAGUACAUGUUUUACUUAGUAGAACAUCGUGUUGCUCAGGCAACAGGAGAGACACCUAUCGCAGUUAUGGGAGAGUUUGGUGAUUUAAAUGCUACAUCCUCUGGAAAUAUGGAUAAAGAUGAGGGCAGUGAAGUUGAAAGUGAAAUAGAAGACAUGGAUGAAAAUGGAGAGCCACAAGACAAGAGGAAGAAAACAGAACUGCACCAGGUGGGCUGUGUGCAGCAGCCAGCACUUGAGAGUGGAGUAGAGCAGAACCUCCUGAACCCACUUCAUAAUAAGCACAUUGUUGCAAAUACUCAGACUGUCAGACAAUGCAGUGCUACUGGAAAUACAUAUACUGCAGUCUAAUAUUGAAGCACCACACUUACACCCAACUACAUUAGCCCUGUUGAUGCUGGACUAAAUGUGGGGGAUGGAGAAAAUCGGUCUGAAAGCUGACAUCACAUUUUUAGCUAUGCUGAACAUUACCUUUUAUUACAGUUGUGGAAUGAAAUGGGUGUAUGUAUGUUGCCAGGUAUUUAAAAAAAAAAGUAAGCAAAAUCAUUUUACAUUGGCUACUCAAUGAGUUUUCCUCAUUUCAAGUGUCAAUGAAGAUUUUUGCCAAGCUUUGAAUGUUAAUGCUUUUGUCCUCUUAUAAUUAAAGUAACUUAAUUUUUUUUCAUAGUUUUAAAAAUUAUGCUAAUUUUAAUUAAGUCUUUAUUAUUUCAUAUACAUGGGUUUUUAAUUAGGUGCACUUCUGUAAAAUAUCAAAAGAAAUACUUUAUUGUAUUUUUACUGGAGGCAUACUCAUUUGAUUGCAUAUGCAUCAAAAUUGUCAUAAAAGGUGCUUUUCAUUAAACAGAACUAGAAGACACUAUUUUGAUGAAAUUGUGAUCAUUCAGGGGGUAUUUUUAUGAUAAUGCUGGAGGACUGGGAAGAUCUACUGUUUUCUUUCUGUAAGGAAGAAGUGUUUUCACUGCAUUUACAAAUGCAGAAUGAUAGAAUUGUAAAAAUGCGGUAAUGUGUACACUGUAGGCAUACCAAAUUAUCUGAUCACCUUGUAAACAAUACAAGCUUCCUUUAAAAUUGACAGCUCCAGAUUUUGUUUGUGUGCCAGUUCCUCUGGUUUUGGAGACUACUGAUUCUAUAUUUGGGACCACUGCACAGAUGCUUUUGGUGGUUGAAUGGUAUUGUAGAAACUGAACCUGAAGUGACUUUAUUUUUUAUUUUUUUAAAGUGUAUAUGCUACUUAUGCUGAACUGGACAUACAAGAAAACAUUCAAUUUAGAUGACUUUCUUCUAUUCCAAGUCUUUUCCUACUAACUCAAUCAUCUGCUGUCAUAAAAGAUAAUUUAUAGAAUGUAAGGAAUGUAGCAACCCACAUAAUUUUCUUUUCAAAAUAUAUUUCCUGAUUCUUAAAGUAAAUUUACAUUUUUACAAAACUUUAAUAAGGUACUAUAACUGGCACACCUCACUUGCACUUAUUUCCAAUUGCAUAGAAUUUGAAUAGGUGGCAAAAUGGACCACUGCCAUUUAAGAAUGUACAUCAGGGAUCAUUGUACCUCGGCUAUUACAUUGGUGCCUUAAACAGAACUGAAGCUAAGAUUAGUAUUUUUUGUUAUUCUUAAUAACUGUUAAUUUUUUUCAUGAAAUGUUUUUUUUUUCAUGAAAAUUUUAUUUUUUCAUGAAAAUUUCAAAUGAGGUUUAUGUUCAUUUAUCUCUAAAUUCAUCUGUGCACUGAAUCCUCAUAGUUUUUGUUCCCCCAAAUAUCAGUCAUGAUUUUUUCCUUAGAAAUCAGUACCCUUCACCAAAAAUCCUAAAAAAUAACCCAUGAAAAUAUUUACUCCCUUUCAUUAUAUGAUUUUUAUAAGUAAAAAAGAAUAAGCUAGUCACCAUUUUUCAUUUUUAACAUAAGUUUUUAAUGUUAUAGUAUUGUAGUAUGACGUGUAUUUCAAAUUUUUUAUUGACAAACCUUAAAUGUUUACUUAUUAUAAUCCUUUAUUGGUAGAAUGUUGGAUUUGUUGUUGCUGAGAGAAAAGUAUUGUUGUAAAAUGUAAAUCUAGAUUGUUAAGAAGCGGUUGGACCUGAAUAUCUCCGGACUGACAUUUUGAAUAGUUGUUCACUGUUCAUAUAGUGCAAAAAGAAAAUAAUAUAUUCACACAAAUAAUGUAUUUCAUGUAUUCUAAUAGCAAUUAUCAAAAAAAUGGAACUAUCCCUGAUUCAAAUAACUGAAUGAAGUUUUUAUUUUUAUGCUUAUCAGUUGACCAUUCUCUCAAAUAAAACAAUAUUUUCCCCACUUUAACAAAUAUUUAAAGGAAUUCAGUUGCUGUAAGCUGAUGUGUAUGCUUACAGGUUUGAGAAUUUUCUGCUUCGAUAUGAAUUAAUAUGAAUUGAUUUGCACACCUUUGCUAUUUUUUAAUAGAUGGGUACUGUUAAUGAUUUAAGACCAGAGAUAUGGAUACCUCAGUCCAAAUUAUGUAGCAUGCAGCACGUGGCUGAAUUACCACAUCAACUAUGAAGUCUGCUUAACUCUUUUAGAGCUCUAAAAAGCUGUAGCAAGUAUCCGCAGGUUAGACAUUAUAAGAACUUUUUGGGGUUUUACCUGAUCUUGAUGUGGAAUUCCAAAUAAUUAUUUUAGUGACACUUCUCCUAUAUAACUUAGUGAACAGUGUUGGGAAUGGGUGUUGUUAAAUUACUUUUUAAAUCACAGGGCCCAAUUUUCACAAGUUUUAUAUUUAUGAAAAGUUGUUGGUACAUUUUCAUAUUUCCCAUCAUAAAUCAGUUUAAAAAAUCCCUCUUUUCAGUUAUCUAUUUCUGUAUUUUAGUAUUGUACUGUAACAUGCUUUGUGCACCCUUUUUUAAUGUUUCAUUAAAAAAAAAAAAAGAGUAUAUUCUUUAAAUUGUUUGCUUACAAAGUCACGAUGUACAGCAUUUCUGCCUUUAGCUCACAAAUGUGUAAAAUGUGCUGGUGUACUGUCACUGAAGAAUGCAUGGGUCUAUAAAACAUUUCAGUUUAAACCAAACCAUUUUUAAAUGUAUGAAACACUGUUUUGGUUCAAAAUAUUUUCAACAGGAGACCUAAUCUGAUAUAUUUGUGGUUAUCACCAAUUGACAUCAGUAUUGUUUAGAAAAACAUGUAUAUUAGUUAGAGCUACAUUGCAAUUUAAUUUAUAGAGUGGAUUUACAAAACAAAAUAACCUUUUAUAGUAAUGAAAAAAAUGGUGAAAAUUUAACUUUUUAAAUAAUGUAGGUAUUUUUGGUAAUUCAUAUGACAGUGAUUUCAGAGUUUAAAACAUUAAUCUGAGAGAUCAGUGUAAAUUUCUGAAAAUUGCAUUCUUGUCUGUAGAACAGGAAAACUAUCAUGUCUACAGUUUAAAAACAGGUCAAUGAAUGGUAUUGUAGUAUAUUUGCUAAUUUGGCAAUUAAAAGAAAAGAAAUGUAAUAGAAGCAUAAACAAAAUAGUUUUAGCAUUAGAAAAUUAAUUUAAUGUAAUGCUUUGCAUUAACCCUUUGAGUAUUGUAAGGAUAAGAACAAAACUUUUUAGAUAGGUUAAUUAGAUCACUAAAAAUGUUCUAUACAUCUAAGUAGCUGGUCAUGUUGCAGAAAAUAUUUUUUAUUUUCUAAAUUAAAUACUUGCAUAUUAGACAGAAGUGGUUUUGUUAUAGAAGGCUCAAUAGACAGGCUAAAUUAUUCACUGCUAUCAACUUGUGCUGUCUGGUGCAAAACACUACUUCUGCUCUUUUGUUUUCCUAAUUGCGUUAAUAUCUCAAGAAAUCAAAUAUGUAGCUCUACAGACAUAAGUUGUCUACUUUAAGAGUCCUUUACAAGAUGGAGGUUUAGAAAGGAAUAUAUAUACUAUUUUGAAAAUCACUUCAGGGUAGUAUUAAAAUGCUCUAAUAAUGUCAAUUAAAAUCUUUAGAAAUAAAAACAAAACCGCUUAAUUAAAAGAAUAAAUUUUACAGAACUGUUGGUAUGUUUGCAGUCAAAUUUUCUGCAGUCUAUCUGAUAAAUAGAUACAAAAAGGAGAGUGUUGUAUUCAUAUUACUUUUAACUUUCGUUCACUUUGCUAUUGACUAAUAGAAAGACAGAGGUACUAUAUUCAGUUUCCUCUACAGGGAUGCAGCAGUUUGGAUGAAUGUCAGAAAAAAAAAAAACAAAAACAAAAACAAAAA